This is a messenger RNA of Haliotis rubra (blacklip abalone), 1073 nucleotides long. RefSeq lists its product as uncharacterized. Bases 473 to 853 code for a protein of 126 amino acids. NCBI's taxonomy places the organism in Eukaryota, Metazoa, Mollusca, Gastropoda, Lepetellida, Haliotidae. The record is from RefSeq and is a predicted model, not a curated record. Gene Ontology annotation, biological process: signal transduction. The transcript is spliced from 3 exons. Gene Ontology annotation, molecular function: protein binding.
UGAACAGGCUCACUGACUUGGUUGACACGUCAUCGUAUCCCAAAUGAGUAGAUCGAUGCUCAUGCUGUUGAUUAGCGUUAAAUCUCACCUCUGACUACAUCGAUAAUUUACAUAUUAUAGUAAACAGCGUUAAUCUCAUCACUGCCUAAAUCGAUCCAUUCGCGGUUUAGAAAAGAAAACUGAAAUUACAAUUUGCGGAUUACAAAGCACGGACCCAUUCAGUGUCAACGAUACGGCGGGUGUAUUUUAAAUGCGAAUUUACUGGCGUCAUAUCAGAUGAAUAAGCAGUCUACGAAAAUGUAUUGGCUGUUCCAGUCACGUGAUCAUUUCAGUGUCAGUAUAGCUAACGCCUUGAGCGCGCAUCGAGCACACAAAGUGGAAGGUAACGCACCUGUUCAAAUGAGUCCCGGAGUCUGAUCAUGAAGGUCGAAGAUGGAACAAGUUGGCAACCUUCAGAGGACUAUGUCACAGCAUGAAGAAGAAACUGUGCUGCUGUGCCUGGCCAGGAUAUCAGUUGGUGCCACCAGACGAGGACUGGGAGGACGAGGACCGCCUGACAGAAGAUGAAAGAAGGUCGUGUGUGUCAGAGAGGACCCUGUUCCUGGUGUCUCAACACGUGGGCGGGGGUUUCCAGAUGCUGGGUCUGAGACUGGGGCUUCCGUACGUCAGUGUGGAGAGGUGCACGCUGUCACAGUCAUCGCCUCAAAUGCAGAUAUUCGUCAUGCUGAACACGUGGAGACAGCGGAAGGGAAGACGGGCAACUGUUGAAGUCCUUGUUCAAGCCCUGUCUGACAGCAUGUCGGUCUGCACGGUGGACAUGCCUCAUGUCUACAGGGUGAUCCGUGAAAUGUAACAAUGUGUGUCACCAUAUAGAUCUACGUACAGCAAGCAGCUCUCUGGGACUCAUGACAUACUUAAAUUUAUUUCAAGUUCACUGCAGUUUUGCGAGAUGUUGUUGAGAAGUAUCAGUAAUAUUUCAGUAAUGUCGAUGUGUCCCUCCCAUGAUGUCUUGGACUCCGUGUAAACGUGGUUUAUGUUAUGAAGGUGUUGACCUAAUAAAGUCUUACAAUGUU